Messenger RNA from Ostrea edulis (European flat oyster), 4708 nucleotides. RefSeq names its product serine/threonine-protein kinase Nek7-like. Gene Ontology annotation, biological process: protein phosphorylation. The record is from RefSeq and is a predicted model, not a curated record. Gene Ontology annotation, molecular function: ATP binding; protein kinase activity. The transcript has 10 exons. Lineage: Eukaryota; Metazoa; Mollusca; Bivalvia; Ostreida; Ostreidae. Bases 17 to 1291 code for a protein of 424 amino acids.
GUCAGGUACAUUAGUCAUGCGCAUCCGCAACUUCCUGAAAUUGUAUUGUUAUUCUGAAAGUGCAUAUAAUACAGUUUUGCAAUCCCUUAAGCCUAAGGCCCUACUUCUUAUCCAGUUGCUGAAGAUGGCCAUGCCAAUUGAGCCCACGGUUGCUUUGGAUCCAAAUGCAGUACCACAGCAACAAGACCAGGGAAAUAUUUAUGGAUGUUUGGCCAAUUUUGAAAUCGAUAAAAGAAUUGGCAAAGGACAGUUCUCUGAAGUAUUCCGUGCUCGAUGUAAAAUAGACAAUAGUGUUGUUGCAUUGAAGAAAGUGCAGAUAUUUGAAAUGAUGGAUGCAAAAGCUAGGCAGGACUGUAUCAAAGAAAUAGGACUUCUUCAACAACUAAAUCACUUGAAUGUGAUAAAAUAUCUGUCAUCCUUCAUUGAGAACAAUGAGCUGAACAUUGUGCUGGAAUUAGCUGAUGCAGGGGAUCUGUCUAGAAUGAUCAAGCAUUUUAAGAAGCAUAAGAGGCUAAUACCUGAAAAGACUAUAUGGAAGUACUUCAUUCAGAUUUGCAGUGCAUUAGAACACAUGCAUAAUUGCAGAAUUAUGCACAGAGAUAUCAAGCCUGCUAACGUUUUUAUCACAGCAGAGGGAAUUGUUAAAUUGGGUGAUUUAGGAUUGGGACGAUUCUUCAGCUCCAAAACCACCGCUGCUCAUUCUCUUGUGGGAACACCUUACUACAUGUCUCCGGAGAGGAUUCAUGAAACAGGGUACAACUUUAAAUCAGAUAUGUGGUCACUAGGAUGUCUAUUGUAUGAGAUGGCUGCUCUUCAAUCCCCUUUUUAUGGAGAUAAGAUGAACCUGUAUUCCUUGUGCAAGAAGAUUGAUCAAUGUGAUUAUCCCCCUUUACCAGCAGAUUGUUACUCAGAAGAGCUGAGGAACUUGGUGGCAUUAUGUAUAAAUCCAAACCCAGAGCAGCGUCCAGAUAUAACAUAUGUGUACAACGUGGCACAGAUAAUGCAUGCCAGACAUCAGUCCCAAGCUAGUCUGCAACAACAGGUUCAAAUGCAGCAACAACAGCAGGUAUUUGAGGUACAACAACAACACCAACAACAAAUGCUUGUUCAGCAACUGCAGGAUCCUCAUAUACAACAACAGAUGCUCCUUCAGCAACAGCAACAACAACAACAACAAAUGAUACAACAGAGUAUGCAAGGACAACCAAUCCCUCAACAACAGAUGGUGAAUCCACAGAUGGCUGUUCAUGUCAAUGCUCAGUUCACCGAUCAGCACCAGCAGGUUCAAUAGACAUUUCAGAUUAAGUCAUCCGCAGGUGAACACGGCAAAAUGUUGCUAUUUCGGACUCAGGUCCAUCAUUAGAGAUAUAUAUCUACCUUGACCCAACUGUGUUUGUCCUUCCCCUACCACCCAAGGUCUGAAAUAUCUCUGGCCAUAGAUUUCCUGCACUUUUGUUCCUGUACACGUAACUAAGAUAAUACAUACCACCCAAGGUCUGAAAUAUCUCUGGCCAUAGAUUUCCUGCACUUUUGUUCCUGUACAUAACUAAGAUAUAUAUGUCCUUAAAGAAAGGAGUUUUGUUAUACCCACUGUUGAUUACGCUUUGUUUCUCUCUCCAUCACUCAUGGGUCCAAUCAUUCCAACUUGCUCAUUCUCAUGAAUAAACAUUUAAAAAUAUCGUCCAAUCAAAAUAAUCAUUAUAGUAAUGGAACUCUUCUGUUUUGAAAGGUAGCAUUAAAGAGGUACUCUACAUCGUCAUAAUUGCUGACUUCCUUUUAAAACAUGGAUGAAAAUAUAAAUAUCAGCAAUAUUUGUCAAUUCAUUUUAAAAGUUCUCACCUAACUGAGUAGCUCAGUAGGUUAGCACGUCGACUGCUGAAUUGUAGAUCACAUGUUCGAGUCCAGCAUGGGUUUUAGAUUUUUCUCAGAUUGCUUUCAACUAAAACUUUUUUUUUACUAAAUAAAAUAAAUUUGAAAGUUUUCAAUUUCAAAAUAAUGUUGUAGAUAUCCUCCACUUUUCAUCCAUAUCAAAUUUCUCUGGUGUAGCAUACCUCCUUAACUUAACUUUGCUAUCACAACAGUUGUAUACCAAAAUUGGGCUGAAAGCAUCUUGUUGAUUGGACAAAUUUGCUCAGGGUGUACGAUGAAUGCCCAAUCAAAUUGCCUCAUUAACUAUUCAUGAGAAUGAGCGAGUAGGAAUGAAUGGACCCACGGGUGAUGGAGAGAGGAACGAAGUGUAAUCAACCGUGGGUUUCCGACGAUGCUGUUAUACCAAUUGUUUAUACACUUAUAUUUUUCUAUAUUUUAUUUGUCUGAGGAAAUUUGAAUGCAUUUUUUUUUUAAAUAUGAAAUAUUGCAUGCGAAAAAUUAAGAUCUGUUAUGUAUUUGUGUUAUUGAAAUGAACAUGUAAUGUUUUUAGUUUUAAAAAAAUACUUGAUUUUAAUACUUACAUCAUAUUUAGAUAGAUGUACAGUAUGACUGUUAAUUUGUAAUUCUUAAAGGUUUAAUGUACUGCUUGUUUUAGUAUAUGUACCUAUAAAUUGAGUUAAUUCUGGUCCUUUGCUAUCUCCACAGAAAACUUCAUCAUUGUUGUAUACAUUUCUUGGUUGUGGUUCAGUAAAUGAAAUUUGGUGAUAUAUUGAAAAUAUUAAAGGGCAUUAAAGAUACACAAAAUAUUUUUAUCAUCUCUUAAUCUGUGGUUAUCAUUCUUGUGUAUGUGGACUUGUUGAUAGUUUGUACAUCCAUAAACAUCUUGGGACGUCAGAUGUUUACACAAAUUUUUUUUUAUAGGUCUGGAAAUCUGAAUUAUUUAUAAAGAAAGAGUGUUCAAGAUUUAGGUUCUUGUUGUUAUUUCAAAUUUUAUAGUUGUUGCAUAAUGUAAUGCCAUUGUUGUGUUUGACUGUUAGAGAGUGAGUGUUAACUGGUGGCCGGCCACUAUUUGAAAACAAAUCUACUAUAAAGUGUCUCAACAAAAGGAUUGUCCUAUAGAAUAAAUGUUUUUCUUAUAUGGUAUAUUUAGUGUUUGUAUGACAAGGCUUUUCAUGAUGUACAGCCUGAUACUAUUUGAUGUGAUGAUUAUGGUUGCAAUAGGUAUAAAAAUCAUGAGACAUAUUUUAUCAUAUAUAUGCACAUCUACAUUUUGUUGUGUUUUUAUUUUCUGAUGAGAAAUCCUGUUUUAACCUUUUCAACUGUUUGAUAUUUUACUUGCUAUUUUACCAAUAUUUGUUUUAGAUUGUACGGUUAGUUUACCAUACUCACCUCAUCAUGAAAUCCAAUGUAAAGCUUUAAUGUUACCAAUUCCACAUCUAUCAGAUCUUCGUAUUGAUAUAAGGUGUAUUUUAAAAAUUGAUCACGUACACUUAGACUGGUAACAGGUCUGUUAUUUCUGAGCUGUUGUGUCCCAGCAUGUUUUACAUUCAGGGUAAGCCUCCAUAAAUAGAUACUGUAAAGGACUCACAAUUGGCAGUGUAUUCUUGUUAGCACAUUUGACAGAUGACACGUUCACUAAAUCAAGUACAUCACUACAAGCUUGCUAAUAUAUCUGUUGUAGUAUUUAUUAUGGGGGAUGCUGAAUGUACUAAAUCUUGUACACACUAAAUACGAUAGCUUACAGAAAUUUGUGUCUGUUAUUUCAUCAUAUCACUCAGCUGAAAUCUCAGGGUUCAUAAGUACAUUGCAUUACAAAUUAAUGAAGAUCUAAUAUGAUAAAUCUUAAAUCGUUGAAUUAUAAAUACUGUAAUUUGAAUCAGUGUGCAGUCUCUUGUUUCUUCUCUGCUCAGAGUGUAUUCAUUAAAGUUAUGGCAUCGAGCAUUACAAUGUACAUUGAACAUGAUUUUGUUUUGAGAGCAUAAUAGUCAUUUCCACAAAGCAUUCAAUUAAGUUGCUGUGAAGAUUUAUCACCCUUGAGUUGAAUGGACUUGGCGAAUUAUAUUUUACACGUAUUUUGGUGACACCUUGCCUAAUGUUGUGGAUAUUUUUUAUGUGUGUAUAAUCUGCUGUGGUGUUUGCCUUGUGCUACAUGUAUUGUGUAUAAUUCCGUCCAUAUAUUAUUUAAGAGACAACCAUAUGAUUCAAUUUUGAUAUGCCUCAGUUCGUACAGGCACACACAAUGAUUAAUGUAAUGGAGGAGUUAUACAUCUUGUUUAUUGUCUGGAAAAAAAAGGCAUAACUAUGCAAGUGUCAAUCACAUGUGUAAAAUUACUUCAUGUAUCGGGAAGUAAACCAGUGAGAGUUCUGAGGCAUGCAGGUCAAUAAAAAGCAAUGAGAUGUGAACCUGACUCCGCUCAUUAAAGUUAUGGUUUCUCAUCUUACAGAAUGUAGGGAUAUAUUACCCUUUCUGUUUUCUUCUAUAUAUGAACAGAAUGGGUAGUAUGUGUAUAUCCCUGUGUACAGGGGAAUUUGACACCAGUUUUAUUGGUUGCAACAUGUACUGUAUCACAAAAAUCCAGCUUUUUUCAAGUGAUUUUUUUUUUGCUUAGACAACUGACAAAAUACUGGGUUCAUUUUAUUGGAUUUAGUUUGCAAUGUAAAUAAGACUUUGUGUUAGCUGAUGAUUUUCACUGUGACUUGGACUGUUGUAGUUAAAAAUGGACCAGUAAAACCAUUCCAAGCUAAAGUUUAAAUGAUGUAAAUAGUUCUUAAUUUAUUGACAAUAUGUGCCACACAUUUAUUGAUGUUGAGUAUUCCUAGAAAUAAAUCCUUACCUAAC